Molecule: messenger RNA, 1311 nt
Organism: Melampsora larici-populina 98AG31
Lineage: Eukaryota; Fungi; Basidiomycota; Pucciniomycetes; Pucciniales; Melampsoraceae
Exons: 9
Coding region: 1-1311 (436 amino acids)
Molecular function (GO): FMN binding; oxidoreductase activity
Source: RefSeq, a predicted model, not a curated record
AUGAGUAAGAUUGAUAUUCUCGCAAAGCCAGUGACCUUCAAAGGUGGUCUAUCUGCACCCAAGUCAGUACUCCGAUUAAACUCAUUUAUUAGAUCUUCAUCAUUCUUCUUACUGGUCAUUCUUCUUCCCAAUCUCAGUCGAGUGCUGAAAAGUGCCAUGACCGAAAGGUUGUGCACUUAUUCGGAGACUGACUUAGGUGAAAGAGGUAAACCUACACCUGAGUAUCUCAGAUUAUAUAAGCUUUGGGGUGAGGGCCAAAUUGGGAUCAUCGUACUGGGAAACAUCCCGAUUCACAGAGAAAACUUGGAAGCCAAAGGAAAUGCAAUCAUCGACAAGGACUCCCCAUGGGAUCCCGUAGAGGCUUUCAAGCCUGUGAUCGCGGCCGCCAAAGCUCACGGCUCUCUUGUCAUUGGGCAACUAACGCACGGUGGGCGUCAAACAGCGACAGAAGUCAACCCUAACCCAGUAUCAUCUUCUGAGAGCAAAUGUCCUGACAACUUCGGAAUGACUUUCUCGAAGGCGAGGGCGCUCACUGUUGAAGAGAUCAAGGACCUUGUCGAUCGUUGGGCAUUCGGAGCUGAGGUUCUUUACAAAGCUGGAGCUCAUGGUGCCCAACUUCAUUGCGCACAUGGAUAUCUGUUAUCCCAAUUUCUUUCUCCGCAUGUCAAUCGCCGGACUGACGCAUACGGAGGAUCUUUCGAAAACCGAAGCCGAAUUAUUUUCGAGAUCAUCUCCGAGAUCAAAAAGAGAGUGACUGACCCCAAGUUCAUCGUAUCGAUCAAGUACAAUUCUCAUGAUUUUAUUGAAGGUGGGUUUUCAGUUGAAGAUAGUCAGAGGAUGGCAAAGCAGAUGGAAGCCGCAGGGGUGGAGUUGAUUGAACUUUCCGGCGGUACCUAUGAAAACCUACCUUUUGAGGAAAAGAAGGACAGUACCAAACGCCGUGAAGGGUUCUUUAUCGAGUUUGCGGAGAGACUUAGACCUCAUUUGACCGGAGAAUCUGUCCUAGCCGUCACUGGAGGCUUUCGAACUCUAGCCGGGAUGACCGAUGCCCUGUCUUCUUCUGAUAGGAUUUGCGAUGUUGUUGGAUUGGCUAGACCUCUUGUGCCUGAGCCACACCUGAUUGCUGAUAUCAUUUCAGGAAAGACUGACAAGGCCAAAGAAAACAAAAUCCCGGCCGAGCUUCAGAUCCCUGCUGCUUACGCAAUCUUGAAGGAAAUUGGUGAUGGACUUCCCCCUGCAGACUUGAGUGAUGACGAUUCAGCAAGUCGAAUUUCUGCACUGGUCAAGGGACUUCCUUACAAAAUGAAAUGA